This is a messenger RNA of Ectocarpus sp. CCAP 1310/34, 1236 nucleotides long. The record is from the annotation of a GenBank genome assembly. NCBI's taxonomy places the organism in Eukaryota, Phaeophyceae, Ectocarpales, Ectocarpaceae.
AUGCAGGCCGAAGAUGUCUGGGAGAAUCUCCACUUAUACCUCUGGUUCGAGGAUAGGAGGACAGUUGCACGCAAGAAAGAACAGACUGCAGCUAAUGCACGUGCGAAGGCUAAGCCCGUAGUGCUGACGGGGGAAGGGGCCGACAAGGCAGGGGCGGAGGAGGAGAGGGGUGUGGAAGGAGCGAGGGCGGGUGAAGGGGGGGGCAAAGGGGCGGGGCGUGACUAUUCAGCUGCGGCAAUAAAAUUCGCCACAGCAAGAGCCCUGGUAACGGUCGAGGCUGCCAGGCAAAAGGAGGGGGGGGGUGCGGAAGUGGAAUAUUCGGGCAAGGGACAGGCCGAGCUCGGGGGUAAACCGGAUGCUGACUUGGUCGAGGAGAUCGCAGCUGGCAUCAAGCUGGAGCAAGCUGGCGGGAAGGAGGAGGAGGAGGAGGAGGGGAAGGAGCAGGAGGGAACGGCGGGGGGCUCAGAAGCCGAAGAGUACCUAACGCGUCUCUAUGGAGAGAAGCCCGAUCACUGGCUGCACCCGGCUUCCUUCGUCUUCGCAGGGAACGAAAAGGAGGGAGUCGGACUCGGGAUCUGCAUGCCCGUCGCUGGACGAUGGGAACGCCGAGAGCGCCGAGAGCGCUCCUUCCUUGAGCACGAAGGCCUUAAAUUAAAGAACGGGGCCGGGGGCAAGCACAGCCGGGCGGAAAUGAAGGCGCUGGCACACGGGGUCAACGCAGAGAACAAGAAGCUUAAGAGCGCAGAAACCGAUGCUGCUCUGGAACGCCGUGCCUUCGAGGCCCUGUCCGCUCCCCCGGAAGAUUCCAAAAGUACGAAGGAAUUGGUUGAAAGUGUAAAAGCGCUGACGAGGGCUGUCGUGAGCAAGGAGCUGCUCGACCAAGACGCAGCAGAGCGUGCGCGUUGGAAGGAGAACGUUGGGGCGAUGGAGAAAAAGCUAGAACUGUAUGAGAAGAGGGGGAAGGGGAAUACUCCCGAGGCCCAGGAUCUUGAAAAAGCGCUCCUCGCCAUGUAUGACGCCCCCGUAGUCGCCCCCCUGCCUGUGGCAGCUCCAACGCUAGACAGCCCGACUUCUGCUACUCCAAGCCUGGCCGGAGGCGACGGAGCAGGGGUAGUAGGGGGCGAGGUGGCCGGGACGGAGGGUGGGGGAGACGUGAACGACCCGGUUGAGGUUUCAGGCGAGGGUGUGGCCGGUGGCGACGAGGACGACGCAGGCGUGGCGGAAGUUAGGAAUUAA